CCCUAGACCGACCGACCGAUAUCUACACUGCAGCAGUACUGGAGUAGUAGGUAGGCAGGCAGGUGCUAAACGCAGAAGACAUCAAGAGUGUUAUCUUGCCAGCUCUAUGGGCAAGGAUGACGACGACGGCGAGCCCACAAGAGUCCGAUGGUUGAUGGAUGCGGCGCGGUACGCCGUGGCGGCCCUGGUGACUGCAGUCACCGUGGCGGUCAUCGCCAGGGCCGUCGUCGUGUCGCUGCGCUCCGAGAAGCUCGAGAUCACGGUCGUCAAUGGCACCGUGACUGCGUCCGUGAACACGGCGGCGAAUCCUACCCAGGUAAGGCUGCUGAUGACCAUCCACAACUACAACCCCAGCGGCCGCGUCGGCAUCCAGUACGUGGGCGUCAACAUCACCCUCCUCUACCAAAACGACACGCCGAUCACCUGGAUUAGCAUUGAGGACGGCCCUGUCAACGGCAUCCAUGUGGAGCCCCAGUUCAUACGGGAGUCCGUCGUGGACACGAGCCUCAACGUGCCGGACGACGUGCCGGCGGCGUUUGCCGGGGCCAUGACGGCGCCCAACGGGUCCCAGCUGUUCGAUAACGCCAAGGUGCACCUGAAAGGCACGCUCCAGACGCAGAUCUCUGGGCUCAACUACACGCACGGCGGCCAGCCCACCGAGUACCUCUGCUCUCCGGUUGCCAUCGGCGUCAAGUCAGAGAAGCUGCUCGCCCAUGCCGUCGACGUAUCUUGCGAGGAAGUUUAGUAUGUCUUUGUUUUUUCUGAUCGACUUGGAGAGCGUGAUUAACUGGCUGAUGUAUUGAUAAUUUGAUGUUUUUGGCUAACCUGCAUUGGUAUUGUUAAUAAUUCGUGUGGGAUUAGUACUUGUGUAUGUGUCAAACAAUAAUUUUGCCGGCAGGAACCACCUAGAAAGCAGUAAUUUAGUUUCUUUUUCAUCAAAGGAGAGUUUGAACUCCAUACCUUUGCAUCGACUGGCACGCCCAAUAGUACUCCCUCCGUCUAGAAUACGUCUAGAUAUAUUUAUUUGACCGACAAAGUAAUUCCAGACGAUGAUAGUAGUAUAUACAGAAAGCACAAGUCUGAAGUCAGAAAACAUACAGAAAGGAUGGACGUGAUAACGUCUCUCUUUUACCUGUUGAGAGUUCAUCUUGCUCCAUCACCUUGAACAACACCACCAUCAUGAUGUAAAAAAACAAAAAAACAGCACAAUCGCUCCUACAUAUACAAAAAAUAACACCACGGUCGAUUCUCUAAUCCCCGAUGCCUCUUCUCCUCUACGGCACCUCACGCAGGCAGCAACCGUCGACCUCCUCGCUCAGGUCUAGGUAGCUUCCCCUCAAUCUGAUCUUCUUCUUAAUCAGCUCUUAAUCUGAUAGUUUGACCUUUCUCACACCGCCCAUGUGCUACAACUAUAAAUCUACGCUUAUUAGGUACGGGUACAACUCCCGUGAUGCACUUCCUCAGUGUUCUCUAUGUAAGAUUACUACAAACCAUUUGGUCAGGGUAAUUAGCUAGUUUCACAUGGUCUUGAUUUUGUGCCCCUUUUAUAUGUACUAGUGGUUGGGGCGUCACCCUGUGGCGUCGCUUAAGAGGAAGCUAUGCGCAUGUUUCCAUUUAAAAAAUACAUAGAGUCCUCACCUCCAUCUAAAAAAACAUCUCAGAAAAAAAAUUCUCACCUCCAUCUAAAAAAGUAAAAAAUAAAAUAAAAUUACCACCAUAGCCUACCAACGAGUGCCACUUUCCAUAAGCCUCCAUUUAUAAAAUAUUAGAGGUCCUCAUCUCCAUCUAAAAAAAUACAUUUAAAAAAUAAUCCAUACCUUC
This is a messenger RNA of Aegilops tauschii subsp. strangulata, 1821 nucleotides long. RefSeq lists its product as uncharacterized. Lineage: Eukaryota; Viridiplantae; Streptophyta; Magnoliopsida; Poales; Poaceae. The record is from RefSeq and is a predicted model, not a curated record.